GGAAUGGGCGGAACUACAGUAUGGCGCGGACUUCAGAAGCUAUGGUAGAGAGACUUUGAGCUCAGAUCGAUCUGAAGUGUAAAUCUGAUUAUAUAGAGUCAGGUAUUGAUCUCGGGAGAUUCUCAGCAAACUACCCUCGACCCCUUUUCGAAGCGCGUAUGGGUCAGUAGAUAUAUAAUGGUUGAUUAAUGUGGAAGAGGACGGGAAUUGCGGUUUUAAGAUGGAAGACAUGGAGGUGGAUGUGCAGUUAGGAGCAGCAGGGGCAGCUGUUAGUUCUGUAGGGGUGGAGGUGCCGAUAGUCAUUCCUGACUCUGGGAGCAGCACAGAAGUAGAGGAGGAUGAAGAUGGUGAUAGACAGCUUGAAGGAAGAAGCACUGUCCCAAUAGAGAGGCCACGACUUGCAUCAACUCAGGCUGUCAGGAGAAGACGGAGAGCUAGGCCAGGAUUGCGGUUCCAGUACUCGACUCAGACUACACUUCUAAACAGAGGCCCUUUAGACUUCUUGCUCAGGGUUUCAGCAGGGAGUGACACAGAACCAAUCUCAGGCAGCACAGAGGAGGUGAGUGACUCUGAGGAAGAAGGACAAAAUGGACAGAGCGCAAAUUCUGGACAGUCUUCAGAACCUGCCCCUGUGUCUAACUCCAGCCAGCAGGCUCCAGUGGUGGCUCCUCUACUUCAGGAACCCAGUGCAACAGGUCCUGUUGUUUCUGCUGAUGUUGAGAGGACAGAAGCCCCAGUUCAGUCUGAACCCAAGACUGAUUCAGCUCCAGCAGCAGCUGCUGCAACUACUGCCUCCUCAACUGCUGUGGAUGAAAGUGAGGAAGGAGAGGGUGAGACCUGCUCCAUAUGCUUCGAACCUUGGACCACUGCGGGCGAGCAUCGUCUGGCUACUCUGCGCUGUGGCCACCUGUUCGGCUUUACUUGUAUUGACAGGUGGCUGAAGGGCCAAGGAGCCAAAUGCCCACAGUGCAAUAAGAAGGCCAAGCGAACUGACAUAGUCUUGCUUUAUGCACGGAAACUGAGGGCACUGGACAACACAGAACAGGAGAGUUUAAAAAGAUCAUUAGAGCAGGAGCAGAGCUUAAGGAGGAAGGCUGAAUUAGAAUCUGCUCAGUGUCGCCUGCAGUUGCAGGCAGUAUCAGAUGAAUGUGGGAAACUCAGACGAGAGGUUAAGGAGUUACGGAUGUUGAUGGGACAGACUGCCUCUAGCUCCUCUCAGUCCCAGGCGUCCACUUUGUCACUGUCUCAGAGACAGGAGUCCUCUAGCGGAGGACACUAUGCCUUCUCCAAAGCUGUUCUCGUGUCUCAGGCUGGAGGCUGUCGUGUGUUGUCUUACUGUGAGCCCCUUAGCUGCCUCUUGGCCUCUCAACCCUCCCCUCACUCUACUCUAGUACCUGGGUAUGGGGUGAAGAAGAUUAGUGCUGUGAAUCUGAAAGCCAGUCAUUAUGUCCCUAUCCACGCUAAACAGAUCAGAGGCCUUUCUUUUAACAGGCAACAGGAUAGCCUGUUGCUCUCAGCUGCUCUCGAUAACACUGUCAAACUCACCAGCUUAUGGACAAACACUGUGGUUCAGGCCUAUAACACUGGUAAACCUGUCUGGAGCUGCUGCUGGUGCCAUGACAACAACAAUUACAUAUAUGCUGGCCUAAGCAAUGGCUCUGUGCUGGUGUACGACACCCGGGACACCAGCACUCAUGUGCAGGAGCUUGCCCCAGUACGCUCCAAUUGUCCAGUUGUGUCUCUGUCCUACCUUCCCCGUGCUGCUUCCAGUCUCUUUCCCUGUGGUGGCAUCAUUGCUGGCUCUCUUGAGGGAGCCUGCUUCUGGGAGCAUGUCGAUGGCACUACCUACAGACCUCAUGUUCUGCCUUUAGAGUCUGGGGGCUGCACAGAUAUACAGGUGGAACCGGAGAGCAGACACUGUCUUGUCACCUACAGACCUGGCCGUGCAAACCCUUCUCUUCGCUGUGUUCUGAUGGACCUGAACCGAAGCCCCCACACUGAUUCCUCCCAGGCACCUGUCUGCUCUUGCUCUCCAGUCCAGACCUUCACUGCCGGCUCCUCCUGCAAGCUGCUCACAAAGAAUGCCGUGUUUAAGAGCCCAGCUGGUGAGGGAUCCACACUUGUGUGUGCAGGAGACGAGGCAUCCAAUUCAACCAUGGUGUGGGAUGCUAGUAGUGGUGCCUUGCUUCAAAAGCUGCCUGCAGAUCUUCCUGUAUUGGACAUCUGUAGUUUUGAGAUGAACCAGGAACACUACCUGGCCUCACUCACUGAGAAGAUGCUAAAGAUCUAUAAAUGGGAAUGAGCGGAGUGAGAGUCUCUGAAGAUGUUACUGAUGGGAGGCUGUUUUAAUUAAAGGACUCCUUUAAGGAUGUUGCUUCUGACUGAAUGUUUGAAGAGAUCUCCAGCAGGAGUAAAAUCAGCUGUCAUAAUGAUUCUGAUCUCUGCCUCUAAUCUGAAUCAAGUGCUUGUCUUCAAGGCAUCAUCCUGACUGUGAUGAGGAAAUAUGGUGACGUGACAUUGAAAGAUAAGAAGUGGAGUGACUCUUCUGUUGGCCUGAGUUUUAUUUGCAGACCCAGACCUUUUUGGGUGUGGUCAGCAUUAACAGAGCUUAUAAACUGGGCUGGUAACAGAAUCUUCAUUUAUGGAAGACUGCUUUCAUUGUCCAUAUAUAUCUGAUAUUUCCUGGUAUUUCUAAAUGUUUGUCUUUUUAGUGUUGUUUUUGUUUGUUUGUUUGUUUUUAUGCAGAUGUUUAGUUCUUCUACAUCCACAUUUUUAUCCACAAAAUGAUCAGUGAACACAGCAGAAUUUAAGAAACACAAGAGUGACCUGCCUUCAUGUUAUGGAUAUUUGUAUAUUUGUGUGGUGGCAAAUGUAUAUAUGUAAAUUGAUUUUGAAAUGUUUUGUGUGCUUGUAAUGUUUAAUAAAUACUCAGAUGUUUAACAUUAAA
Molecule: messenger RNA, 2947 nt
Organism: Astyanax mexicanus (Mexican tetra)
Lineage: Eukaryota; Metazoa; Chordata; Actinopteri; Characiformes; Acestrorhamphidae
Gene: rfwd3
Product: ring finger and WD repeat domain 3
Exons: 13
Coding region: 221-2302 (693 amino acids)
Biological process (GO): protein ubiquitination; interstrand cross-link repair; double-strand break repair via homologous recombination
Cellular component (GO): site of double-strand break; nucleus
Molecular function (GO): protein binding; ubiquitin protein ligase activity
Source: RefSeq, a predicted model, not a curated record